CGCGCGCGCUCCGCCCGCCCCGGAGCCUCGCCCUCCGCCACGAUGAGCAAAUGAGCGCGAGCGAGGGCAUGAAAUUUAAAUUCCAUUCAGGGGAGAAAGUGCUGUGCUUCGAGCCUGACCCCACCAAGGCGCGAGUGCUGUACGAUGCCAAGAUCGUCGAUGUUAUUGUUGGGAAAGACGAAAAAGGCAGAAAGAUCCCAGAAUAUCUGAUCCAUUUUAAUGGUUGGAACAGAAGCUGGGAUAGAUGGGCAGCAGAGGAUCAUGUCCUUCGUGACACUGAUGAAAAUCGGAGAUUACAGCGGAAAUUGGCCAAAAAAGCUGUAGCUCGCCUGAGAAGCACAGGAAGAAAGAGGAAGCGUUGCAGGUUGCCUGGUGUGGACUCUGUCUUAAAAAGCCUCCCUGCUGACGAAAAAGAUGAAAACGAUGAAAACUCAAUAAGCAGUUCCUCUGACAGUGAAGAAAAGGAUGGAGAAAUAAGUGAAGAGGGUGAUAUUGAAGAAAAGACUGAAGUGAAGGAAGGACCAGAGCUGCACGCAAAAAAGGAAAUGGAAGAAAGAACAAUAACUAUAGAAAUCCCUGAAGUUCUGAAGAAGAAGCUUGAGGAUGAUUGUUACUAUAUCAACAGGAGGAAACGGUUAGUGAAACUUCCAUGCCAGACCAACAUCAUAACUAUUUUGGAAUCAUACGUGAAGCAUUUUGCUAUCAAUGCAGCCUUUUCAGCCAAUGAGAGGCCUCGUCACCAUCAUGCUAUGCCACAUGCCAACAUGAAUGUGCAUUAUAUCCCAGCAGAAAAGAACGUUGACCUUUGUAAGGAGAUGGUGGAUGGAUUAAGAAUAACCUUUGAUUACACUCUCCCAUUGGUUUUGCUCUAUCCAUAUGAACAAGUUCAGUAUAAAAAGGUGACUUCGUCCAAAUUUUUUCUUCCGAUUAAGGAAAGUACCACAAACACUAAUAGGAACCAGGAAGAGCUCUCUCCAAGCCCACCUUUGCUGAAUCCAUCCACACCACAGUCCACAGAGAGUCAGCCAAACUCAGGCGAACCAACCACCCCCAAAAGGCGCAAAGGCGAGCCGGAAGCCUUGCAGUCUCUGAGGCGGUCCACGCGCCACUCUGCCAACUGUGACAGGCUGUCUGAGAGCAGCGCCUCGCCCCAGCCCAAGCGCCGGCAGCAGGACACAUCUGCCAGCAUGCCCAAGCUGUUCCUGCACCUGGAAAAGAAGACACCUGUUCAUAGCAGAUCGUCCUCGCCUGUUCCUCUGACCCCUAGCAAGGAAGGGAGUGCAGUGUUUGCUGGUUUUGAAGGCAGAAGAACUAAUGAAAUAAAUGAGGUCCUCUCCUGGAAACUUGUACCCGAUAGUUACCCUCCAGGUGACCAACCACCUCCUCCCUCUUACAUUUAUGGAGCACAACACUUGCUGCGUUUGUUUGUGAAACUUCCAGAAAUCCUUGGAAAGAUGUCCUUUUCUGAGAAGAAUCUGAAGGCUUUACUGAAGCACUUUGAUCUCUUUCUGAGGUUUUUAGCAGAGUACCAUGAUGACUUCUUCCCAGAGUCUGCCUAUGUUGCUGCCUGUGAGGCGCACUACAGCACGAAGAAUCCCAGGGCGAUUUAUUAAGGUUUCGAUGGUCCUAGAAGAACAGCUUCUCUAUCUAGUUCUCGGUUCCCAGUAAAGAACUAGGGAGUCAGUGGGCCUUCUUUAUGCAGAAAGCAAAUGUGACACCCACCCUGGGGGGCUUUGGCAGAGGUGGGCCCAUUCGUUUGAGUUGCUUACCUAUUGUAGUUAUUUCUGUUAAGGGUUACUUCCUCGGUGCCUCGAUGGCCUACAACAUCUAACCCUUGCCACCGUACACAUGGUUUGUGUUGGCAGGAAAACAGCGGCUGUGUUAACAAUUAAUUGUUCAUGAACAUGUGCUUAGAUUGGGCUGUUUCAGUAGACGGAGGUACUUGUUAGCAGUAACCACGUCUUUUAGUUAUUUGUUAGCAUUGAACAAAAUUGUUUUGCAAACUGUUUUCAUUCUUGUGAUAAGGUUGAGCAACUCUGUCCCACAAAUUCUAGUUUUGCUUGGAAACUGCAAAGUAGUCCCCGAAUAUUUUAGAGGGAGUCGAUAUUGACGGCAAAAGAAAAUUUGCAGCUAUACAUUUGCUUGUUACAGUUCCUUUUCUAUAAAACCUUAUUUUUGGUGAUUUAAAUAAAGCAUUGCCUGAAUGUUUGAGAUUUUUAUAGCUACACUUGGUUGUGUAAUAUUAUGGUUCCUUUUCUGUAAAAUGUUAUUUUUGGCCAUUUCAAAUAAAUCAUUUCCCAUCUUA
This is a messenger RNA of Dama dama (fallow deer), 2305 nucleotides long. RefSeq names its product MSL complex subunit 3 (gene MSL3). Gene Ontology annotation, cellular component: MSL complex; nucleus; NuA4 histone acetyltransferase complex. The transcript is spliced from 13 exons. Gene Ontology annotation, biological process: chromatin organization; regulation of DNA-templated transcription. The coding region runs from base 51 to 1613 and encodes 520 amino acids. The record is from RefSeq and is a predicted model, not a curated record. Lineage: Eukaryota; Metazoa; Chordata; Mammalia; Artiodactyla; Cervidae.